Messenger RNA from Cadophora gregata, 327 nucleotides. RefSeq lists its product as uncharacterized. NCBI's taxonomy places the organism in Eukaryota, Fungi, Ascomycota, Leotiomycetes, Helotiales, Ploettnerulaceae. Bases 1 to 327 code for a protein of 108 amino acids. The transcript is spliced from 3 exons. The record is from RefSeq and is a predicted model, not a curated record.
AUGGCGAACGGCUGGAGCAUCAUCAUCGGUUUCGUGGUAGUUGCGCUUGCCUGCGUCGCAGGAUGGUUCCUCGCACCUAAGGGCGAGACUCAAACGUACGAUCUCCUGCCAAAAUGCCUCACUUUCGAUAGACGCUGGGGUAUUUGGAAGGAUGUGGAGCUUUGGCUAAUAGGUUGGCAGAAUCUGGCGAAGUUCUCUGAUUCUCUCGUUCGCAAGCUGCUACAUUAUGUGGGCAAUUACAUUCCUGGCACAAUGGCAUCCACUCAUCGAACCGCGAGCCUCGGGCCUGAGAAAUCAUACUGUGAAGGGUUGAUGGGAGGAACAUGA